AUGGGGCCAGCUGAGCUUUCUCUGCAGCCCUGGGACCCUGUCUCUCCGCAUCUGGCCCAGGCUCACGGCAACGUGUUCACCACGUGGGUGGGCCCGACGCCCGUGGUGGUGCUGAGUGGCUUCUGGGUGGUGAAGGAAGCCCUGGUCUCCAACUCGGAGCAGUUCUCAGGCCGGCCCCUCACCCCGCUCUUCCGGGACGUGUUUGGAGAAAGAGGGGUCAUCUGCAGCAAUGGGCACACGUGGAGGCAGCAGAGACGCUUCUGCCUGGCAACGCUUCGGGAGCUAGGCCUAGGCAAGCUGGCACUGGAGCUGCAGUUGCAGGGAGAGGCGGCAGAGCUGGCAGAGGGCUUCCACCAGGAGCAGGGUAGACCCUUCGACCCUCGGGUACACAUUGUCACGUCCACGGCCAGAGUCAUUGGGACCCUCGUGUUUGGCUGCCGCUUCCUCUUGGAGGAUCCCUUCUUCCAGGAACUGAUUCAAGCCAUCGACUUUGGCCUGGCCUUUGUCAGCACCAUUUGGUGCAGGCUGUAUGAUCGGUUCCCCUGGGCCUUCCACCGCCUCCCAGGCCCCCACCAGGAGAUGUUUAGGUACCAGAAGGCUGUGCGAAGCUAUAUCUGCCGGGAGAUCAGCAGACACAAACUCAGGACACCUGAGGCCCCCAAGGAGUUCAUCAGCUGCUACCUGGCCCAGAUCACUAAGGCCACGGACGACCCUGUCUCUACAUUCAAUGAAGAAAACCUGAUCCAGGUAGUGGUCGACCUGUUUCUGGGAGGCACCGACACCACGGCCACUACCCUGUGCUGGGCACUCAUCUACGUGGUCCAGCAUGGAGCCAUCCGGGGUAAGGGGGCCAUGGACCGCGAGCUACUGCCCUACACCCGCACCGUCCGUGAGGUGCAGCGCCUCAGCCGCGUCGUGACCACAGAUGCCGUGCGCCAGUGCGUGACCUCCACCCAUGUGCACGGCCACCCCGUGCCCAAGGCUUGGCAACUCUCCUCUGCACACCGAGUGUUCUCUGAGCUCAUAUCAGCCCAGCAUCAGGGCUGGGUGCUGGGCCAGCUGAGCUCCCUGAGCCAUACCAGCUCCUCUCUGGAGGGCACCAUCAUCUUGUCCAACCUGGCCUCUGUGCUCUAUGACCCUGAGUGUUGGGAGACCCCCAACAAUUCAACCCUGGCCACUUCCUGGACAAGGAUGGAAACUUCCUGGGCAUCGGUGUGCCUAGGGGACCAGCUGGCUUGGAUGGAGCUCUUCCUGAUGUUUGCCACCCUCCUCAGGACCUUUUGGUUCCAACUGCCAGAGGGGAGCCCAGGGCUCAGGCGGGAGUACGUCUUUGGGGGCACUCGGCAGCCCCGGCCCCAGAAGAUCUGUGCCGUGCCCCAUCUGAACUGCCCCAACCCAGGUCCUGGAGAGGAGGGCGUGUAG
Messenger RNA from Aethalodelphis obliquidens (Pacific white-sided dolphin), 1422 nucleotides. Its product is annotated as cytochrome P450 2J2-like. The record is from RefSeq and is a predicted model, not a curated record. Gene Ontology annotation, cellular component: intracellular membrane-bounded organelle; cytoplasm. NCBI's taxonomy places the organism in Eukaryota, Metazoa, Chordata, Mammalia, Artiodactyla, Delphinidae. Gene Ontology annotation, molecular function: iron ion binding; heme binding; oxidoreductase activity, acting on paired donors, with incorporation or reduction of molecular oxygen, reduced flavin or flavoprotein as one donor, and incorporation of one atom of oxygen. The transcript has 9 exons. Bases 1 to 1422 code for a protein of 473 amino acids. Gene Ontology annotation, biological process: xenobiotic metabolic process.